Messenger RNA from Argentina anserina (silverweed cinquefoil), 2567 nucleotides. Its product is annotated as pentatricopeptide repeat-containing protein At1g19720-like. Gene Ontology annotation, molecular function: RNA binding; protein binding. Lineage: Eukaryota; Viridiplantae; Streptophyta; Magnoliopsida; Rosales; Rosaceae. Bases 99 to 2285 code for a protein of 728 amino acids. The transcript has a single exon. The record is from RefSeq and is a predicted model, not a curated record. Gene Ontology annotation, cellular component: intracellular membrane-bounded organelle. Gene Ontology annotation, biological process: RNA modification.
CUCUCACUCUCACCCUCAUCCACUUCCCUUUGCUUCUUCUUCUUCUUCUUCCUCACUCUCUUCUCCUUAAACUCACACACAACUCUGCUCCUUCAGCCAUGGAGCUUCUCCGUUCUUCUUUUCUUCCCAACACUCCCUUCUUCACUGACCCCUCUCCCUCCCAACCACCCAUCACUCCCCACACGCCCAAACUCAACUUCCGAGCUUCCAUAGACUCCCCCACACUCUUAAACCCUCAACCCCAUCUCGCUUUCACCGCCAAAAAAGCCGCAGACUUUACUCAAAGUCCAAGAGCUCAACCCAGCUCUGAGGUUAGUCACUGCAUUUCUCUACUUAGAAGUAACCAUGUAGCUGACUGUAGACCAAUUCAUGCUCUUGCUCUGAAGUCGAAUGCUUUUGAGGUCAAUAGAUGGGUUGGGAACAAGCUCGCCAAGCUUUACUCCAAGAAUUAUGAGCUUUUGGACUAUGCCCAAAAGGUGUUUGAUGAAAUGCCUAAGAGAAAUGUACCGACUUACGCGGCGUUGAUUAGCGCUUAUUGUCGCGCCGAGCUGUGGGAGGAGAUGUUUGCGGUGUUUGGGUUGAUGGUGGAGGAGGGAAUGGUGCCUGAUGUUUAUGUUGUGCCUACAUUGUUGAAGGCGUGCGCGCUGACGAAGAUGGUGGGGAUUGGGAAGAUGAUUCAUGGGUUUGUGAUAAGGAAUGGGAUGGAUUCGGAUGUUUUCAUGGGUAAUUCGCUUAUUGAUUUUUAUGCCAACUGUGGGGAUUUGGGGUUUGCUGUGAGUGUGUUUGGUGCAAUGAGGGAGAGAGAUGUGGUUUCGUGGACUGCGCUUGUUUCGGCUUAUAUGAAUGAGGGUCUUUGUGACGAAGCGUUGGAGGUGUUCAGUUCGAUGAAGGGGAUUGGAGUAAAGAGGGAUUUGAUAUCUUGGAAUGCGCUUGUUUCGGGGUUUGCACAGAAUGGGGAGAUGGAGAUGGCUCUUCAGUAUUUGGAGGCGAUGCAAGAGGAAGGAUUAAGGCCGAGAGUUAAUUCUUGGAAUGGAGUCCUUUCGGGUUGUAGUCAGAAUGAGUAUUUUGAGGAUGCUUUAGAUGCAUUUUAUAGAAUGUUGUGUUUCCCGGAGGAGCCAAAUUUUGUUACGAUUGCAAGCAUUUUGCCAGCUUGUGCAGGUUUGAAAGAUUUGAACUUGGGCAGGGCAAUUCAUGGGUUUUCUCUGAAGCGUCAGCUUUGCGGUAACACCUAUGUGGAAGGUUCCUUGAUUGGUAUGUACUCAAAAUGUGGAAUGAAAGAUUAUGCAGAGAAAGUUUAUUCCACGGCUGAGACCAAAAGCAUUGGCAUGUGGAAUGAGAUGAUUGCAGUUUAUGUGAAUUCAGGAGAAACAGAGAAGGGAAUAGAUCUUCUAAGAGUAAUGCAUCACAAUGGUUUAAAACCUGAUGUGGUGUCCUAUAACACAAUAUUGGCUGGCCAUGCAAGAAAUGGUCAAAAGAAUGAGGCAUAUGAGUUGCUUCGUGAGAUGGUCCGAAUGGAUUUGAAACCAAAUAUUAUCUCCUUCAACGUUUUAAUUUCUGGUUUUCAACAAUUUGGACUUAGUUUUGAAGCACUGAUAUUGUUAUGGACCAUGCAAGCCCCAUCUGAUGGCUGCUUUGCUGAUUUUGUGCUCCCUGAGUCAAUUCAACCAAAUUCCAUUACUAUUGCUGGUGCUCUUGCAGCUUGUGCUGAUCUCAAACUACUAUCCCAAGGGAAGGAAAUCCAUGGAUACAUGCUGAGGAGAGGCUUUGAGCCUAACGUCUAUAUCUCAAGUGCAUUGGUUGACAUGUAUUCGAAAUGUCUUGAUAUUGUCUCAGCAGCUAAAGUGUUUAGGAGAAUUGAGGACAGAAACACAGUCUGUUGGAAUGCUAUGAUUGCAGGCCAUGUCGAAAACAUGCAGCUGAACUUAGCUGUUGAGCUCUUCCGCGAAAUGCUGGAAGAAGGUCUUCAACCAAGCUCUAUUACGCUCAUGAUACUUCUCCUCACUUGUGGUGAUAUGGCAACUCUGAGAUUUGGAAGAGAAUUACAUGGCUAUAUCAUAAAGAGUCAGCUUGAUCAUUCUGAUAGUACGCUCGCAAGUGCCUUGGUAGGCAUGUAUUCCAAGUGUGGUAGUAUCAAGGAAGCUAAAUCAGUGUUUGAUUUUGAAGUUAGAAAAGAUGCUUUGCUGUGGAAUGCAAUGCUAUCUGCUUAUUCAACUAAUGGAAUGCUCAACAAUGCCAUUGCUUUGGUUGGACAAAUGGAGUUAGUGGGUGUUGUGCCUGAGAUUUGAUGUUCACUGUGCUUUCUUCCAAUGGUCUAUGAGAGAAGCCAAGCUAAAAGGCACAAUUGAACUAGUCUUUAGUGACUGGAUGCAUACCCAGUUGAGCUUUGAUGCUUUUGGAUCAAAGGAGAAUUCUUGUGCAGCAUUGGCCACUGCUCCGAAGUAAUAGCAAAAUGCAAUUCUUGAAAGUUAGUUCCUACCUCAGAGCUAACCUGCUAUAGAGCCUCAUGUGCUUUUGGCCAUUGAGACUCAUUCUCCGGGUCUUUGGAGUUUGCCGAUGUUCAUAAGAAG